AUGUCCAAGGCAAUUGAUCGAGACCCCUCGCCGCCUCCCUACACAGAGAGCGCUCAGCCAUCGCACGAGCACGUCCCGCCAUAUGAAGCACCCUCUUAUGGCGAAACAGCAGACGGCUCUAAAAAUAUUCAAAGCGCCACUAAUUUUCCGCCCGUUUUGAAUGGCUACUUCCAAUGGAAAAUAACCAGGACAUUCCACUUGGGACCCUCAGCCGAGGAGAAAUUUAUUUGCGUUCGUGUCGACAAAUGGGGUCGGACUAGGCCAGCCACCAUCACUCUUCCCGCCCGCCCUGGUAGCCCCCACGUGGGGCCUAUUGAGGAACAAUUGAUGCCAUCAUCGAAGGGUUCUUUCUCUGCUUCGUCAACCUGGGCUUUUGAAGUUGGUGCGACUGGCAAAGAGAGCACGCGGGGACGUUUUGAAUGGCGUAGUAGCCAUGGCAAGGAAAUUAAAGACCUCGCUACUGGUCUCUCUCAUGGUUGGAAGUUGGUUUGGGUGUCUGGCCCCGGAGCCUCGGCUGGCGGGAGCAGGAAAGACAGAGUCGCGGGUCUUACUAGCGAUGGGUUGGAAGUAGUGGCUAUCAUUGCUCAUAAUGCUUCAUUCAGCAUGACAAAGGGAUUCAGAUUUGCUUUCAUGGGUGCUGGGCUUACUGGAAUAUUGGGGAAAGCCUGGGAGAUUGCAACACUCUCUUCGGCUUUGAUGCUGUGGUACUCGGAUGUUCAAAAGACGGCUGCAGCGAGCGCCGUGGCCGCAUCCGCUUGA
Messenger RNA from Penicillium longicatenatum, 759 nucleotides. RefSeq lists its product as uncharacterized. NCBI's taxonomy places the organism in Eukaryota, Fungi, Ascomycota, Eurotiomycetes, Eurotiales, Aspergillaceae. The record is from RefSeq and is a predicted model, not a curated record. The transcript has 2 exons. The coding region runs from base 1 to 759 and encodes 252 amino acids.